Ipomoea triloba (trilobed morning glory) is the source of this 851-nucleotide messenger RNA. Its product is annotated as chaperone protein dnaJ 8, chloroplastic. The coding region runs from base 151 to 645 and encodes 164 amino acids. The transcript has 3 exons. Lineage: Eukaryota; Viridiplantae; Streptophyta; Magnoliopsida; Solanales; Convolvulaceae. The record is from RefSeq and is a predicted model, not a curated record.
CCGUAUCAGAUUUGGUAUUAUCCUGUUCAUUAACGACUUUCGCAAUCUCUCUUUGACUUUGAAAGCUAAAAAUCUGAUCCCAUCUGAGAUAGAGAAAGUUUUCUGGGUUUCAUUCAUCUGAAUCUGAGCUAAAUUUGUGAAGUUUCUGCAAUGGCUGCUGCGGUGGGAAGGAUUGGAGGGGGGGUUGGGGGUUACGGUUCAGGCUCUGGCUCUGGUUCAUUGGAGCGGUUGAGGAAUUCUGGGAAGAAGCGCAGGAACGAGAAGGAUGGGUUCAGAGUCUCCUGCGUUUCUUCCCCUUCCGUUACUGAUCCCUACAAGACUCUUAGGAUUCACCAUGGCGCCACUGAAUCUGAGGUCAAGAAAGCUUUCAGACAGCUUGCUCUUAAGUAUCACCCAGAUGUGUGCAGUGGAAGUAAUUGUGGGAUCCAAUUUCAUCAGAUUAAUGAAGCAUAUGAUAUAGUUAUGAGUCAUUUGAGAGGCGAGGCGAGGUUGCCACAGAACGAGAUGUACAAGCAAUAUGAUGAGGCAGGGAGAGAUGAGCAGAUGGGAGGGAUGUACGACCCCGAUGAUCUCUGGGAAGAAUGGAUGGGGUGGGAAGGAGCCGGGAUUCGCGACUACACUUCCCAUAUCAACCCUUACAUCUGAAUCUGCAAGACUUUGAUCCACCUUUCUUGUGGCCAAAGCCCACCAGCUGGGAAACAGGUGGUUGAGGUUCCUGUACAGAAUGAAGUAGUCUCAGGAGUUUAGUUUUUCUGAUAUGAGAAGUUGUAGACUCUCUUUUCCCCACUGUAAAUACCAUUAUUAACUAUGAUAUUCAAUCAAAAUGAAUAAGUUUCAUCUUCUUGGUUAAA